CACACACAUCCAAAAGACUCCGCCCACCUUUCUCUGAUGCUGAUUGGAGGAAAGACAGCCAGGUAGCGCUCCACUCAGCUGCAGGAUGAGUGGAGCCGGGGAGGUGGUGUGUGAAGGCUGGCUGAGGAAAUCUCCCCCAGAGAAGAAGCUACACCGCCAUGCGUGGAAGCGGCGCUGGUUCGUGCUGCGCAGCGGGAGGCUGAGCGGAGAGCCGGACGUCCUGCAGUACUACAAGAACCAGCAGAGCCGCCGGCCAAUCAGAACCAUCAACCUGCACCUGUGUGAACAGGUAGACGCCGGGCUGACGUUCAACAAGAAGGAGCUGGAGAGCAGCUUCGUGUUCGACCUGAGGACGGAGGAGAGGACCUGGUACCUGGUGUCCGAGUCCGAGGAGGACAUGAACCGCUGGGUGUCGUGCAUCUGCCUGCUCUGCGGCUUCAACCCCACAGAAGACGUCCCAGAGAGACCCGCCGUCUCUGGCUCCGCCCACAUCGCUGCGAUGACUCCGCCCCUCCGUAGCGUCAGUGGUGUCACCGCGGUAACGGCGUCAGUCCCGCCCCCCUACGACCCGGUGAGCGUGAGGAGCCCGCAGCACGACGUGAACACAGAGGAAGAAUACCUGUGGUUAUCCCAGUGCCAGAGUCACACCAGGCCUCCUCUGGGCUCCUCCACGUCUCUAGAAACCGACGACUUCCCUCCCCCUUCCUCCUCCUCUUCCUCUUCCUCCUCUCCCUCCCUUCUUCCUAACGGCCUCCCCCCUUCUUCCUCUUCCUCCCCCUUCCGGACGGCCCCCUGGUCGGUGUCGCUGGACGUGACCUCUGACCUCCAGAGGCGUAAGCUCCGCUGUCACCCGUCCCCUCACCCCCGGAAACACUCCCUGGACCUCCUGCUGCGGCCCGUGGAGAUCCUCCCCCUCUGUGACUCCCCCCUCCUCCCCCACACACUCUCCUAUAGCGGGUAUCAGAUCCCCCGUCCCCCCUCCUCCUCCCCGAGUGUCGACUCCCUGGCGCCGGCGGAGCUCCUCGCCUCCACCCCAACUCCCCCGCCAAGACCUCCCAAACCUCAGAGUGCCGCGGCCCAGGGAGAGAGCUCGUCUGGGGGGAGGGGGUGGGCGACACUCCCACGAACGAGAGACGGAGAGGAGGGAGGGAGGACGAGGGGAGGCACGACGAGGAGCAACACCAUCACUGCACACACAGAGCUGAUCUCUGGGUCUCUGCCGGACAGAGCGAGCAUGUUUGAGUUCAGCGAGAGCUUCAACAGCUACUUCAUGAAUAAAGGCCUGGUUCCUCUGGGCUCUGAAGACGAGGAUGUGGAUGAGAAUUAUGUUCCCAUGAGCGCCUCCACCACUGAGCCUCCUGUAGCUCCCAGGGCGCCUACCGCUCCUCCCUCAGACUCUCCCCCCCUCCAGGACACUAACUACGUCCCGAUGACCCCCCUCACCCCGUCCCUCCCUGUGCCCCCUCCCCCUGCCUCAGGUGAGCUGGCAUCUCUGGGCAGACAGGUGCCCCCCCCUGCUCACAUGGGUUUCAGAAACUCCCUGCUCACCCCCCCGCUCCGGAGGAACACCACGGCAGGAGGAGAGGCCGUGCCCCCCCCCAUCCAUCGCAACCUGAAACCACAGCGCAGAGGAGACAGUCAGACUGCAGAGCCCAGACACAGAGCCAGAGUGAAGCCGGCUCCUCUGGACCUCCCUUCUCUGCAGCAGGACUGGCAGGAAGUCCCGCCCCCCGUCCGCUCACCUGUCACUCGAACCUUCACACGCGAUCCCUGCAGUCUCUGCUCCGUCAGACCCCCAUCGGCCCACAGCUCCUCUCCUCCCUCCUCUGACUCUGAGGACCCCGACGACAACUACGUAGCCAUGAUGACGACACCGAGCCUCAGCUCCAGCACCGGAGAGCAGACUCUGAGACUGAUGCUGCACCGGACCUCAGAGGGGGGGGUGAGCAGCCCGGUUGUACGGAGAGCCGGAGGAAACAGGCGGGUAGAAUAUCUGGACCUGGACCUGAACACCGGGAGAGCCUGCGCAGCCCGACAGAAACGCUGCACGGCUGAAGGCGGCAGGGAGCAGUCUGCAGCCGGCGAGGAGCGUGCACGAGGCGGGCGUGCACGUGUGGACUAUGUGGUGGUGGACCCCAAAAGGACCAAGGCGCUGAGGAGCACCAGAGAAGCCUGGCAUGAUGGGAGGAUGUCCACGGAGAAGGAGAAAUGAUAGAGAGGCACGAACAUGAUUUAAAUCAUUUUGAUUCGUGACGGGUCAUCUGUUGUACUGCUUGGUAGAUUUGGGGUUUUCGACCCGCAAAGAAUUUAGCUGAACAUGCAACCCGCAGAUUCUCCGAGAGGGAUUUUGGAAACAUUUCUUCGUCUGCAUCCCAAAAGAUUCCAGUAGUUGCGAGGCAGGAUAGAAAUCAACACUCACUCUGAACACAGAAGUCUGACUUACUUCCCCUUUCUCAAACAGAGCUGUAGCCAUGAACACACACAAACAGAUGACUCACCUCUGAAACACACACACACACACACACAAAAAUGCAUCCUUUGUUCACCUUUGAUUAUGUUACACGCUGAAAUGUUAAGUUAAAACUUGUUUAGCUCAUGCACACAUUUGGCGGAACAAAUAGGAAGAUAUUUAAGUGUUUUUCAUUUCAAAAUGAGCAAGAAGUACUUUGUAUUUCUGUUGAAGGUUCACAUGUGUGCACGGCAGAGAGAGAUUUGAUUCAUGGAAAGAAAUGAAAGUCAUAUCUUAUUAAGUAUUUUCAAGCUGCAAUUCAGCCUCACAGAGAUAAAGGGUCACGUGCUUUGUACCAGAGACAGUCAGCGCCGGUACAUCCGAUCAAUGGUGGAUACAUCAGAAUAAUUACCAGUGAUCCUUUUUAAUUGUCUGUGCACUUUUCUGCAGUGAUUGUUUCAAAUGGAGAAUGUGAUUACAGCAAACAGUGCAUGAAUAAAAACACCACACCACUCUUA
Eleginops maclovinus (Patagonian blennie) is the source of this 2967-nucleotide messenger RNA. RefSeq names its product GRB2-associated-binding protein 1-like. Gene Ontology annotation, biological process: signal transduction. NCBI's taxonomy places the organism in Eukaryota, Metazoa, Chordata, Actinopteri, Perciformes, Eleginopidae. Gene Ontology annotation, cellular component: cytoplasm. The record is from RefSeq and is a predicted model, not a curated record. Gene Ontology annotation, molecular function: signaling adaptor activity.